GUGGCACGGGCUCAUCAUCGCCAUGGAGACAGUCCAGGAAAGAGAGCUUCUGCAGCUGCAGGGGUGGCCUGCUUUCCACGCCAUGCCGGCCAGCUUCGACGCCGGCAGCGGCUACACCUACACCGGCAGCACCAUCGGCAGCGUCGGCUGCGGAGACGGGUUCAUGCUCGGCUGGGAGCCGCCGUUCGGGUGCUUCGGGGGCGUCGUUGCCGCCGACGCGCACCUCCACGACCUCUUCCCCCUCUGCAUGGAGCCGCAGCCAGCCUUGCCGGCCGCGACCUCGACGGCCCAACCGACGGAGGCGUCGCACGGCGCGGCGGCGACGCCCACCGGGGAGCUCGGCGACUUCUUCCUGGUACGCAAGCAGAACCUAUCCUUAUCCCCCAAUUUCUGGGACGCCACCGGCGCCUACGACGAACAGCCGGUCGCCAUCAGUUCCAGCUGCGUCGACCUGCAGCUGGAGCACGAGAAGGGUAGCGGCGCUGCCACGGCCAACACCAACACCAACCCAUUCCUAUACGAUGAUGACGACGACGAUCCUCUGGGCUCCAUCUUCUCCAAGAGGCCCACAUUGCCAACGGAACCGGUGCUCCCGGCCCCGGCGGAGGAGCAGCCUCUCAUGAGCUCCUCCUCCUCCAGCAGCCAUGGCCACUCGGACCCACACGGCAGCGACGUCGGCGGGGCCCGGACGCAGGACGCCUCCACCAACUCCGGGCCAAGUGGCGCGCCGGCCCCGGCUCCCUGUUCCUCCUCGUUGAAACGCGCGACACCAGAAGCGUCGGAGUCGACGGAGGCGGAGUGCAGCCAGAGCGGCGGCGGCGGGAAGCGGCAGAAGGCGGCGACGACGCGGGUGCUGUGCCCGUUCGCCGUGCUGAAGCCCGACGGGCUCGACGGCGGCGCCACGCUGGCGGACAUCAACGCGCGCAUCCUCAUGCGCCCGGCGCGGCCGGUGCGCCACCCCGUCGGCGAGUUCGCAUGCGCGCCGCGGGCGCUGGCCGUCGACGUGCCGGGCAUCUCCGGCAGGGCCGUCUCGGGGUUCGCCAGGCUGCACACACCAGGACGAGGCACCAUUACCAUCAUGAGGACAAGAGGGUAG
Molecule: messenger RNA, 1096 nt
Organism: Lolium rigidum
Lineage: Eukaryota; Viridiplantae; Streptophyta; Magnoliopsida; Poales; Poaceae
Product: putative protein TPRXL
Exons: 5
Coding region: 23-1096 (357 amino acids)
Biological process (GO): male meiotic nuclear division; female meiotic nuclear division
Source: RefSeq, a predicted model, not a curated record